GGAGGUGGAUUCAUGGGGCGUGGUGUCUUCAUGCUGUAUCAGUUACUGUAGGGAAAAGACUGGAAGCUGCUCAUUCAUCCCAUCCCCUCAGUGUGUGAUCUCUCCAUCCCACUGCAGCCUGGAUGACAACUUCCGGUUUCUAAGUGCUCUCUUAUCCCUUCAGCCUUUGCCACUGUCUGCGAUGAUUCCAGCGUUUAGUUUGGGGGGAGACUGAUACACCUAAAAAGUGGGGAGCAUCUAGCCGUGGAUGUGUGAGCCUGAGCAGGCUGGGGAUCGGACAGUCAUCGAGGGUGCAGCGGAAGUGGCGGUGCUCCUGAGAGGAUCAUGUGGGGAUCCUGGCCCUUCCUGCCUGCUCUGAUGCUUCUCUCGGAGCUGUGUGUGAUCAAAGUCCAGACGGCACCAUGUCAGACCUGCAAGAAACUGACCGAGAGUCUCAUCACGGGUUUGGAGAGGACAGCCAACAAAAACUUUGGAGGAGGUAACACUGCAUGGGAGGAGGAGAAGCUGGCCAAGUAUGCACGCAGUGAGACGAGGCUUCUAGAGAUAGUAGAAUCUGCCUGUGAGAAAGCAGAUUUUGAAUGUAACCGGCUGCUGGAGCAGAUAGAGGACCAAGUGGAGACGUGGUGGUUCCACAGGCAGCAGGAGGCUCCAGACCUGUUUGAGUGGCUGUGCAUCGAGGAGCUGAGCCUUUGCUGUCCACCGGGCCGCUUUGGACCUGAAUGCAAAGAGUGUCCAUCUGGGUCCGGUGGUGUGUGUGGAGGCCUGGGCCGAUGUGAGGGGGAGGGCACCCGCCUGGGAGAUGGAGAAUGCAUCUGCGAUCCGGGAUACUCGGGUCAGCUGUGCCAGAACUGUGCUGAUGGCUACUACAGAGAGAAGAGCUCCAAUGACAGUGCAGGAGUCUGUGCAGCCUGUUAUCGCUCGUGUAGGAAAUGCUCGGGCCCAGAGGACUACAAGUGCCUCGCCUGCAAACCCGGCUGGAUCCUUCAUGACAAUAAGUGUGUGGACACUGAUGAAUGUGGUACAGAGUUGGCUCGUUGUCCUUCCAACACCUACUGUCACAACACAGAUGGAUCUUACGAAUGCAGAGGCUGCGAUCAGGCGUGUGUAGGGUGCAUGGGCAGCGGUCCCGCCCGCUGUAAGAAAUGUGCUCGCGGCUACAGGCUGAAGGGAGCCAAAUGUCUCGACAUAGACGAAUGCAGUGAACGUGCGAUAGCAUGCCCAGGCCUCAAUGAGGCCUGCAUCAAUGAGGAGGGCUCCUUCCACUGCGACUGUGCCGAUGGAUUUAUCAGAAGAGAUAGUAUUUGUGUUGAGAACAAGCCUCCUGCGGGUCCAGAGAAGGGUCUUUUUGAUGACAUGACUGAUGACGAGGUCCUGGUACUGCAGCAGAUGUUCUUCGGCGUGGUAAUCUGCGCCUUAGCUACCCUCGCUGCUAAAGGAGACAUGGUCUUCACGGCCAUUUUCAUUGGAGGAGUAGCUGCCAUGGCUGGAUACUGGCUGACAGAGAAGGGAGACUACAUGCUGGAUGGGUUUCUGAAGGGACGAUAAAUCUCUCAUGAGGAUAAUACGAGAAAAAAAACACUCUGGAUGCAGGGAAGUGCUCGUUGCUUGUCUUUCAGGGAUUAACACUGGAGAAUUACCUAAAAGGGCUCAGGCAGGUUCUCGUACUUGUCUUCGUGAAUUGGAUAAUGCAGGAUAAAGUGACAACUUGAAGACUAUGCUGCGGAAGAUCUUAAAGAGGAAGCAACACUGCACUAAAAUGAAGAAACUGAACUUUAGACCCCUUCCUCAACUCCGUUGGGAACAACGCCGACUCCAAGACUCCUUUCCGAUUGUUCACCGUCUCAGCUGGUCCCUGUGUUGCUCAAGAAAACUCCAAAAGCCCCACAUGUGUUUUUUGUUUUCCAUUCUUAAAGAUAAUUGUCAUCUUUACUCAAAUAGGACAACUUUUACCUCCUUCCUGAAUGCUGCU
Molecule: messenger RNA, 1969 nt
Organism: Oryzias melastigma (Indian medaka)
Lineage: Eukaryota; Metazoa; Chordata; Actinopteri; Beloniformes; Adrianichthyidae
Gene: creld1b
Product: protein disulfide isomerase Creld1
Exons: 11
Coding region: 325-1545 (406 amino acids)
Molecular function (GO): calcium ion binding
Source: RefSeq, a predicted model, not a curated record